Molecule: messenger RNA, 4142 nt
Organism: Paramecium primaurelia
Lineage: Eukaryota; Ciliophora; Oligohymenophorea; Peniculida; Parameciidae
Source: the annotation of a GenBank genome assembly
AUGAUAAGUAAAUUCAAUAAAUAAAGCUUCUUGCAAUAGAAAAAAGAAGAGAAGUAAUCUAGAGAGUUGGAAAGGAAAAAAAUUGAAAUGGCAUCUAAAAUUUUUAUAUUUUAUAAAAAUACAAAAAUUUGCAAUGAUUUAAAACAAUCGAUAAUUUAAUAGUAUUUACCAAAAAUCUAAACAGCUCUAUCAGUUUAAUUUAUGAAAGAUUUGGUAUUUAUAAAUAUUAUAUUAGCAAACAUUUUACAAGGUCUGCAACAUAACACUAAAUAAAUGUCCAGAAUUUUUAAAACCCUUUUUUCUUUUAAAUAAAAAGAAUGUCUUAAACAAUGAAACAUAUGUUUUAAAUAUGCUUCAACUAUUUAGUGGAUGCUUGUAAAUUUAGUAGAAUAACUUUGUUAUUAAUUUAUUUAAGGGAAACCAAUUUUUAAUAAAUAGACUGCAUGUACUAAUAAAUAAAUAUAUUUUUAGUUUUCCAAAGCCAUAUUACUUGGGUUUUAUUUGAUUCAAACAUCAAAAUAAGCUAGUAAUUUUAUUAAAUCUAUGAAUGAAAUAUUGAUUUCAAUUCAUUAAUUACUAAAUGCUAAUUAGAUAGGUAGAAACUAUUAUUAUUUUAGAUUUAUUUUAUGGUUAAUUCUAAAGAUUAGAGACUUAAAUCUUAUAAUAUAAUUUGCCAUAAUUAAUAGUAUAGAAAGGAUUUGAAAUAUUUAUAUUUUACUAUUUAAAUUUGAAAAGAAAUGAAUAAGAAGUUUGGGAUUUAGGGUUUAAUUAUGUGAUGUUAAUAGAAUAAAACAAUUCAUUUGAUUUUUGUGAAUUGAUGAAUCAUAUUAAAAAAUCUAAGUAAUAUAAUUAGCUUAUUUCAAUUGUAUUUACUUCUGAAUAAGAAAUAUAAUAUAUAAGAAAAUUGUUUAAUAAGUUACAAACUUUAAAAAUUCUAAAUAGUGAAUAAUUAUUUGAAAUCCUAACCUAAUUAUUGCAGGUUUUAGAAUAGAAUUAUUAUAAAAUGAAUUUACUUUCAGAUUUUAAAAAUUUAUAAUAUCUAAAUAAUUCAGAACAUAAAAAAUUAAAAAUAUUAAGAAAAAAAAAAGAAUUUAUCUAAUUUAUAGAUUAAUUAAAUUUUUAAAAACUUUUAAGUUUAUUAGAAAAUUAAUAAUUGACAGACUAAAGUUAAAUAAGUAAAUUUAUAUACUAUUUAAUAAAUAUUGGAUAAAAUAGAAAAUUAGAAAUUAUAUAAUAGAUGUAAAAAUUAAGAUACAUAGAUAAUUAUUUAACUAAAUAUUUACUUUAUUUAUCUAAUUUAAAAGAUUUUGAAAGGAUUCCUCCUGAAUCUAUAUCUGUGUAUUGUUAUGUUAAGGCUUAUGAAUUCUAAUUAUUGGAUGAUAAAGAAUUUUAAAAUAUUGCUCUUAAGAAUGAAAUAGUAAAGAAAGAAUUUAUUGAGAUAUUUGGAUUUAUCAUUUAAUAUACAAAGAUUUGUAUAUAAAAUGAUAUUAAUUAACACAUUUAUAAGGAACUUAAAUUAUUUAUAAGAGAAAUAUUUGAUAGAAAUUAGAUUUUAAAUUUUUAUGAAUGGAAAUAUGAAAAAAUGAAAAUAAAUAAUCAUCUACCUAUUUUUUCAUUGUUUUCACAAAGAAUUUAAAAGUUUAAUUAAUAUUUGCUAGAAGAUAAAAAUUAAUUCAAUAGAAAUAUAUUAGCUUUAAUUACCUAUGAUGAAUUUGGAGAACCAAUUGUUAAAUAAAAUAUGAAGAUUGUUAUUAGGAGAGGAUAAGAAUUUUAGGAUGCAUUUGAUUNAAAAUAAGCUAGUAAUUUUAUUAAAUCUAUGAAUGAAAUAUUGAUUUCAAUUCAUUAAUUACUAAAUGCUAAUUAGAUAGGUAGAAACUAUUAUUAUUUUAGAUUUAUUUUAUGGUUAAUUCUAAAGAUUAGAGACUUAAAUCUUAUAAUAUAAUUUGCCAUAAUUAAUAGUAUAGAAAGGAUUUGAAAUAUUUAUAUUUUACUAUUUAAAUUUGAAAAGAAAUGAAUAAGAAGUUUGGGAUUUAGGGUUUAAUUAUGUGAUGUUAAUAGAAUAAAACAAUUCAUUUGAUUUUUGUGAAUUGAUGAAUCAUAUUAAAAAAUCUAAGUAAUAUAAUUAGCUUAUUUCAAUUGUAUUUACUUCUGAAUAAGAAAUAUAAUAUAUAAGAAAAUUGUUUAAUAAGUUACAAACUUUAAAAAUUCUAAAUAGUGAAUAAUUAUUUGAAAUCCUAACCUAAUUAUUGCAGGUUUUAGAAUAGAAUUAUUAUAAAAUGAAUUUACUUUCAGAUUUUAAAAAUUUAUAAUAUCUAAAUAAUUCAGAACAUAAAAAAUUAAAAAUAUUAAGAAAAAAAAAAGAAUUUAUCUAAUUUAUAGAUUAAUUAAAUUUUUAAAAACUUUUAAGUUUAUUAGAAAAUUAAUAAUUGACAGACUAAAGUUAAAUAAGUAAAUUUAUAUACUAUUUAAUAAAUAUUGGAUAAAAUAGAAAAUUAGAAAUUAUAUAAUAGAUGUAAAAAUUAAGAUACAUAGAUAAUUAUUUAACUAAAUAUUUACUUUAUUUAUCUAAUUUAAAAGAUUUUGAAAGGAUUCCUCCUGAAUCUAUAUCUGUGUAUUGUUAUGUUAAGGCUUAUGAAUUCUAAUUAUUGGAUGAUAAAGAAUUUUAAAAUAUUGCUCUUAAGAAUGAAAUAGUAAAGAAAGAAUUUAUUGAGAUAUUUGGAUUUAUCAUUUAAUAUACAAAGAUUUGUAUAUAAAAUGAUAUUAAUUAACACAUUUAUAAGGAACUUAAAUUAUUUAUAAGAGAAAUAUUUGAUAGAAAUUAGAUUUUAAAUUUUUAUGAAUGGAAAUAUGAAAAAAUGAAAAUAAAUAAUCAUCUACCUAUUUUUUCAUUGUUUUCACAAAGAAUUUAAAAGUUUAAUUAAUAUUUGCUAGAAGAUAAAAAUUAAUUCAAUAGAAAUAUAUUAGCUUUAAUUACCUAUGAUGAAUUUGGAGAACCAAUUGUUAAAUAAAAUAUGAAGAUUGUUAUUAGGAGAGGAUAAGAAUUUUAGGAUGCAUUUGAUUAAUUAGAGAAAAAAUAAUUAAAGAAUAUGUUUCAUGUGUAAUUUGUAAAUCAAAUGGGUAUACCAGAAGAUGGAAUUGAUGCUGGAGGAGUGACAAAAGAAUUUAUAACAAGAGUAACUAAUUAAGCAUUGGAUCCAGCAUUUGGUUUAUUCAUUGAGACUCCAGAAAAGACUUUGAUUCCUAAUCCUGCUUUUAUGAAGGAAGAAAAACAGUAUAAUUUAUUAUAAAAUUAGAAAAUAUGCAUUUAUUGGUAAAAUAAUAGGUAAAGCUAUAUAUGAAGGAGUUCUUAUUGAGAAAGUCUUAAAUUAAGUGUUUUUAAAUUAGGUUUUAGGAAUAACAAAUACAAUUAAUGAUUUUCGAUUUUAUGAUUCAGAAUAAUAUCAUAGAAUUUGUAAUCUAAAGAAUCAAGAUGUAACUGAUUUUGGAUUAACUUUUUCAAUUACUUAAGAGUUUUAUGGAUAGAUAAUAGAAUUUGAUUUAAUACCAAAUGGGAGAUAGAUAAAUGUGACUAAUGAUAAUAAAAUAUAAUACAUAAAUUUGUAUUGCCAUUUUAGAUUAAAUAAAUAGGUAAAGUAUAAUAAAAAUAGUAUAGAUAAAAGAAUAAAGUUAAAUAUUUAGGGAAGGACUUGAAUAAGUGAUAGAUCCUGAGUAAUUCAAAUUAUUUACUAAUCAGGAAUUAUAAUUAUUAAUAUCAGGAUAGCCAGUUAUUGAUAUUUAAGAUUUGAUUUCUAAUACAAAAUACCAAGGGUAUUUACCUUAAGAUAAGACAAUCCAAGAUCUUUGGAGUGUUGUAAAUGAUUUCGAAUAUGAACAACAGAGUUAAUUUUUGUUCUUCUUUUCUUCUUGCUCUAGAGCUCCUACUUAAGUAUAUUUAAUUAUUUAUAAUAUAGGGUUUUAAAAGUUUAGAACCUCCUUUUAUGAUUUAAAAAGUGCCAAUUUAACAUCCAAAUGAAAUAUAGAAAUUACCAACUGCUUCUACUUGUUUUAAUAUUCUAAAAUUGCCUGACUAUAAAAAUAAAGACAUACUAAGAGAAAAAUUAGUUUAAGCUAUUAGUUCAAAUACAGGAUUUGAAUUAACAUGA